Molecule: messenger RNA, 4380 nt
Organism: Nothobranchius furzeri (turquoise killifish)
Lineage: Eukaryota; Metazoa; Chordata; Actinopteri; Cyprinodontiformes; Nothobranchiidae
Source: RefSeq, a predicted model, not a curated record
CCACAAAAUGACUUAGAUGUUUUUAAAUCUAAGAAUGUUAAACUGAUUUAAUGGUGAUUUUUAUCGCCAUCUGUUCUCUAAAUAGGGCCAAUAGACGUAUUAGAAAAAAUCUGAACAUUAAAAUAUUAGAAAUAAACAACCUGUUAGAGUGACAAAUUAAUUAUACCAGAUAUGCAAUUAGUGAGGUGCACAAAAUCACAGAUGAUCCCUGGCUAUUUUUCUGCUGCUUUUGAUCCAUCCUGUUCUUCUGAUAACGACCCAGGUUCCUUAACUUCUCAGUUCAACGAGCACUGCCUCUCUAUUCUGGACAACAUCUGUCCUGUCAGAACCAGAUCAGUUCCGGCAGUGAACCCUACUCCCUGGUUUAAUGACAGCCUUCGCAGCCUAAAGCGCCAAUGCAGAAAAACUGAGCGUUUGUGGAAGAAAACCCAUCUCCACGUCCAUCUGCUGCACCUAAAGGAUCUUCUGACAUCCUUUAACUCUGCAGUCAGAGACGCUAGGGUUUCCUAUUUCUCCAACCUGGUGUCCCAGAGCAAAGGGAACCCCAAGGUGCUGUUUAACACCGUCAGCAGCAUCGUCUCUCCUGCCACUCCUACAGCCUCCAUCCACUCUGUUGCAGACUGUGAGAACUUUCUGUCUUUCUUUGUGGACAAAGUCAAUAAGGUUAGAUCUAGCAUCUCUCCUUCAGCCUUAUCGCUGCCUCUCCCAACUCCAACUAGGCCCAUCAUCCUGGAUAGCUUUGCUCCUGUUUCUUUGCCUGAGUUAACCAAACUAGUUGACUCUAUGAGGACCUCUGCAUGCCCCCUCGACAUCUUACCCUCAUCUUUGUUUAAAAGUGCUUUUCAGUCCAUCGGUCCCAGCGUGCUCUCUAUAAUUAAUGCUUCUCUGGUUUCUGGUCAGGUCCCUGCUUACUUUAAGAAUGCUGUAAUCCACCCGCUUCUUAAAAAACUGAGUCUUGAUGCCUCUCUCCAUAGCAGCUUCAGACCCAUCUCUAAACUUCCGUUCAUCUCCAAGAUCUUGGAAAAGGUUGUGGCUAAACAAUUCACAGCUGCUCUUGAUGAACAUAACAUCUAUGAUAGCUUCCAGUCAGGUUUUCGUAGAGCUCAUUCUACUGAAACAGCUCUUCUUAGGGUCUCUAAUGACCUUCUGACUCACAGUGAUGCAGGGGACUGUUCUGUUCUGGUCCUGCUGGACCUGACUGCAGCCUUUGACACUGUUGACCAUCACCUGCUACUGGAGAGGCACAUCCUGAGCUCCUUCAAAGGAAUCUCCUACCAUCUUUAUGCAGAUGACAUCCAACUGUACAUCUCCUUUAAGCCCCAUGAGAUGUCUAAGCUGCAGCUGUUACACACCUGCUUAGACUCUAUCAAAACCUGGAUGGCUGGGAGCUUUCUUCAGCUGAAUGAAGAUAAGACUGAGAUCCGCAUCUGUGCCCCAGACAAGCUGGUUCUCAAAGUCAGAGACUCUCUUGGUCAACUUGCUUCUCACACCAAACCUUCCGUCAGGAAUCUUGGCAUGACCUUUGACCCAGCUCUCACCCUGGAUUCUCAUGUCAGUUCUCUUGUUCGCUCUUCCUUCUUCCAUCUCAGGAACAUUAUUAAGAUGAGUCCCAUUCUGUCUCGCUCUGAACUUGAGACAGUUAUCCACACCUUCAUCUCCUCACGCUUAGACUACUGUAACUCUCUUUUCACGUGUCUGAGCAGAACCUCCCUGAACCAUCUGCAGGUGGUUCAGAAUGCCUGUGCUCGGCUUCUGACCAAGUCCUCCAAACACACCCACAUCACGCCGCUUCUCCUCCAGCCUCAUUGGCUGCCAGUCAACUUCAGGGCUCAUUUCAAGAUCCUGGUUCUGGUCUUUAGGGCCUUACAUGGACAAGCACCAUCUUACAUUGGUGAUCUUCUUAGUCCCUACACCUCCAGCAGGUCCCUGAGGUCCAGUGAUCAAAGCCUACUGGUUGUGUAGCACCAGGCUAAAGACCAAAGGUGACAGAUCAUUUGCUGCUGUGACCCCCAGACUCUGGAACUCUCUUCCCCUGAGCCUGAGAUCAGUGGUCUCCUUUAAAAAGCAGCUGAAGACUCACUUGUUCAAGCUGGCUUUUGUAUGACCUUCUUCACCACUCUCUCUUUAUUCUGCUCUCCCCACCUAUUCCAUCUUCCUCAGGAUCCACUGAUUUCCCUCUUUCCUAUUCACUCUCUGUCUUUCUUAAUUUUUUUUAAUCACAAUUGUCUAUUUUUUGCUCAUUUUAAAUAUAUUUCUAACCAUUUUCUAAAUUAUUUUUUAUAUUUUUACAUUUUUUGUUUUUGUGAAGCACCUCAUGAUUUCUAUCUUCAGAGGCGAUAUAGAAAUGAUUUCUUCUUCUUCUUCUUCUUCUUCUUCUGGUAGGUAGGUUUUAAUGUUGCAAAUCUGCAACACCUGCCUCCAGAGGGUUAACAAACUAUUUAACAGAUUUUAUAGAAACUCAAUUAUCUAUUUGAAACUGUUUCUGUGUGUGUUUAUAGAUCUACAUCUGUGGUGGAUUCAACGGACACGACUGCCUGCCGUCAACCACUGGACAUUAAUCCACCCUAUGAGCAGCCCGCACAGUGGUGUCUGAGUCAUCGCGUUUGCAGAUUGUGUUUAUGCAGUCGGCGGCUUUGACUGUACUGAACGUCUGCGCAGUGCUGAGGCCUACAAUCCGCAGACCAAUACUUGGGUGGCCGCGUCACCUGUGCUUACUCCAUGCAGCAGUUUUGGCCUGGAAGUGAUUGAAGACAAGGUCAUGAUGGAGGCUUCAAUGGCUUCUCCACCACUUUCAAUGCUGGGUUCUACGGUACUACAAUCAAUCGGUGGACUAAAAUCUGCAGCAUGAACAUGUUCCACAGCGCUUUGAGCUGCUGCGUGAUAUCUGGACUUACAAAUAUGAAGACUUAUGCUUACCCUCGAAAAGCUCUGCCUUUAGAAGAGGAAGAAGAGGAUGCGUCCUUGGGCAAGACCCUUAACCCACCUUGCCUGCUGGUGGCGCCUGUGUACGGCAGACUCGCCUCUGCCAGUGUAACCCGGGGCAGCUGUGGCUACAAUGUAGCUCAUCACCACCAGGGUGUGAAUGUGUGUGAAUGAGUGAAUGGCUGAUUGUGUUGUAAAGUGCCUUGGGGGUUCCAGGACUCUAGAAGGCGCUAUAUCAAUUAUAGGCCAUUUACCAUAUGGCUUGUUGGGAGUGGCUGAAUAUUUGAAUUUUAUUUGUGUUUUUGGAUUUCUAUACAAUAAUUCAAACACAUUUUAGAUUUUUAAAAUUUUACUUCACAGAGAAAUCCAGCAGUCACCAUGCAACAUGACUGCUGGUUUAAGCAUUGCUGGAAAGACGGACGGAUAAAGAAUUUACUCAAACUGCAUUACCAUAACCUUAAAUCUCCAAGGUGUCAAAGCGAACCCGCCAAUGCUUGGUCUCCAAGAACGAGGCUCUGCAGGUCCUCAGAAAGGACCUGGAGUAUCCCGUGUGUGAGGCCAGAAAACAAUAUUCUGGUGGCCUCCUUAAAGUAAUCUGGUUGGAUGCAGAUUCUGUGAAAUCGCAGUAACUAUGAUUUGAUGAGGCCUGCAUAUGUGUAUGUGCAUAUAUGUGUUUUGGAUGGUAACUGGAUUUGAAUAGAAGUGUGUGUGCGUUUGUAGGCUUCAAAUAGACUUUGAUAUCCAAUUUGUGUGUCGUCUGAAAUUGUGGGCCUUUAAAUGUUGUGGUGUCUAGGAAGUCAAUUUAAUGGGGACUGGUACUGGAUUUGAGUGUGAUUGAGGGGUGGUGUGAGUUUAGGGUCUGGAAGAACUGAUGGAAGUCCUCUCCUGAGUGAGUCCAAACCCCCACAGAUGCCAUCCAGGUACUUGUAAUAGUACAGGGGCUUUUGGGGGCAUUUGCUGAGAGCCUCUGUCUCCCACUGUGCCACGAAUGUUUGCACAUGCACGCACAGCGGAAGGGUUUCAUAUCCCUCUCGCCGUCUCCGAGGUGUCGAAGUGACCCCUGAACACAAAGAAAACCCAUCCACCAGUAUCCCUGGGGUCAAAUGUAGCUGGGUUAGGCAUAAAUUCAGUUACUAAAAGGAAUGGAAGGCAAUAUAAGUUCUAAAAUGGAUAGAAAUACAAAAUUUUGUGUGUGUGUGUGUGUGCGCGUGUACUUGUCUUUGUGGGUUUAAGUGGACAAAUUUAAAAAAUAACCUGUUUUGUGUGGAUGGACUUUUUCUGUCGGGUCCUGCUCGUGGGCUGAAGCCAAACAUUUGACCCCGGUACACUGGUGGAUGACAUUUCUCUGCGCGCACACACACACACACGCACACACACACGCACACACACACACACACACACACACACACACACACACACACACACACACACACACACACACACACACACACACACACA